GUACAAGGGAGAAGGGACAGGGGUCGAUAGCCCGUCGCAGUCUCGCAGCCGGCUGAAGUCGGGCGCGGCUCUGCGACUCUUGUCUUGUGUCGGGCGCCCACUCGUCCGCCAUUUUGUCGUUCAUUUCGUACGUCGCAAUUGAGCGAAGGGGACACGGCCGACGGCGCUGGCGCGUUCGUUUUCACAUCCUGAUUCCAGUCCUGCAUUGUUAGAAAAUAGAAGCACCCGGAAGAAAAUUGUGAUAUUAUUGCAUUUUUCUGCAAUAAAAGGGUACUUAUAUAAGUACUCAUACUAAAACCUUCACAUGCAACGGUUGAAUGGCGUUACAUAUGGAAAUUAGUGAUUCGACAGAAAGAAAAACUGGAGACAGAUUCAAUUAUUAUCGUGCUCAACAAAACUAAAGAGUGGAACUUAUGCAUUUAAAAGCUGUGAUUUGUGUAGUGUUUAUUAUAUUCCUCAAGAAUGGAUUCGGAGUACGAUCGCAAGUUCGAGGAGAUGAAGGAGUACAUCCCCUUUUUGGAGGGUAUGAUCGAGAAACUGGAAGAGUCGAACACCGGUUCCAACCCACGACAGGCACAGCUCAACAAGAUACGAUCGCUGAGGGACCUACUAUUGGAUAAGAAGAAGAGGAUGAAAAUGGAAAAUUUACUGAAAUGUGAACAAGUAUUAAUUAAUUUGUACGCAAAGGUUAAUGAGCGCAAUGCAUUCCCGGGGCCAAAAAUUGGAUACUUGUCGAAAAAGGAAAAUAGUGAUUUAAAUAAAGUCAGAAGCAAGCUGAAGUCUGUCGUAUCCAAAUUGCAAUCGGAACCUGCUGAAACUUUGCCAGAAAUAGCAAGAGCCAGUGAAACUGAGGAAAUAUGUGUACCUGGUAGUAAGGAACCAGCAUUGUUUCAACGUAGACCCAACAUGCCGUCCACGCCAUCACUUGGCUCUCCAAGCAGAAACAAGGAAAUUCCUAUAGCCAAAAAGCCCUAUACUCGAGUUUUAAGAUCACCUGAAUCUAAUUCUAGUGAACAUUAUUGGCCCCAAAAUACAUCUUCAGUACAACCACUUUUUAGUCGACGUUCACCUAAGAAAUCACCACGCAAACGUUCACCAUCUUAUCACAGAAAAGAACGAAAAAAGGCUUUAAAAUUGAAAUCUAAAUAUAACCAACCGAAAGACUUAAACAUAACAUUAAACGUGCCAGAAGAUAGCUUAAAAUCGUUGAAUACAAAAGACAUCUUGUCUAGAAUAAUAAAUUGUAGUGAUAACGAUGUUGACAUUGCUACAUUGCGUGAACUAAGAACACAAAUUCUUGGGGAAUUAAAAGAUACGGGAACAAAUGACGACAUAUCUGAUAUAAUACUCAAAUCGUAUAAAAACAAAAAGAAUAAAGAAUUGAAAGAUAAAACAAAACUUGAAACAAUAACCAAAAACUCUGAAGUCGAAGAAGGAGAGCUUUCUGAUAGUGAAAGUGAAGCUAUCGAGAGUAUUUACGGUAGUCUAGUUGUUUUAGAUAAAAGCAAACCUGUAGCCCAGGGAAGUAAAAGUUUGGAUAAAGAUAAACCACGGAAAAUACAAAUAUGUCUUGUAAUUAACUCUGAUAAAACGAAACCCAGUAUACAACAAGAGAAGGACAAGGAUCCAUGUGUUGACACAUCAGAUUUCGAAACAUUUGACAUGCAUAAAGAUCAAAAAAGUAACGAAGUAGUGAUACUAGAUAAACCAAGUUUUACUAGUGAGCCGAGUCACGAUGACAAAGACAACGUUUCCGAUGGUAAAUUAGCGUGUGAUUUAAUAUCAGACAAAGAAAAUACAGACGGGUUAAAACUUCAAAUAGAAACUGAAAAUCCUGAAAAGGUUAGUAUUAGAAAAGAAGAAAAUAAUGAAGUAAAUAUUAUUUCCCCAAAAAUUGAAGAGAAUAAAAAUAGCUGUGAAAACGAAAGUGCUAAAAAUUUGACAGUUGAUAAACCUACCUUUUAUAAAACUUUAGUGGAACUAGGUCAAGAAGAGAUUGAAGAUGACAAAGAUUCAAAAGAGUAUCAAAAAUUAGAUGAAAGCUCCUCGAAAGAUGCCAUACCGUUAUUAUUAGAACCAACGGAACCUGUAUCAGAACCAUCAAACGAAGUGUCAGAAAUUGAUAUACUUCAAGCUCUAAAAGAAGAGAUCCUAAGUGAAACUACAAACGUUUUAAACACUGAUACAAUAGCUUCCGCGUCAAGCACGCCUCUUUUACAUCAGCCAAAAAUUACUAAAGUGGCCAAUGCUAAGGAAAUAGGCCCCAAAAAGAGAAUUUCAAUUGAAAGCUAUAAAGCUAAAGCUCCUGUAACUAAGCCUACUAAAGAAAUUAAAAAUACUGUUAAAGACGAUAUUUUGAGAAAACAAAGUCUGAAAUUGACGGAAAAAGAAUGUGAAAGGUUUAACUUUUUAUCUAAAUUAACUUUAACAGAAAGCUCUGACGAUGAAGAUAAAUCAAGUUUGUGUUUAGAUGAUAUCUAUACUGACUUUGCUCCAAAAUCCCCUGAUCACGAAGAUUUUGCUCCCAAAUCGCCUGAUCAUGAAGAUUUUGCUGAUACGGGGCUCAAACCACCUGUAAUUAUUCCGAGUGAUCCAGUUCAAGCAACAGUUGUUGGUUCGGAAGCUGACGUCGACAUGAGAAAAUUAUUACCUAAUGUUACAGCAUAUGAUCCAUCUACUAUAAAUUUACAGUCGCCCCUUAGUGUGGAACCAUCGAAAGCAUUUAAUACUGAAAAAGAAAUGAGUAAAAGUGAUGAAAGAGUCGCAUCGCCCCUAGUUGAUCCAAGGGUGAAGAGAGAUAGCACCUCUGCGUCAAAUCCGAAUACUCACAAUUCACAAUCAGUUCAUGUUGAAAAUAUACAAUCACCAUCAUCAAAUUUCCUUACAUCUACUUCUGUUAUGCUUAAUGUAAACGAGGGACAAACAGCAUUAAAUGUGAAUUCAAAUACUAACAGAAAUUCAAUGGCAACACCCAGUUUAAUGAGUUUGAACAUUACACCAAAUGUGAAUAUGUCUUCCCAUAUACCACCUUUGUUACCAAAUUUGACUCCUAACAGAACACCAAAUGCAGCCCCAAACAUGACUCCAACUGUAACCCCAAAUAUUCCUCCGCUCAUGACUCCAAGUAGGACACCACAUGUUGCAAGUAUGACUCCUAGUAGAGCACCAAUUAUGGCAAACAUGACUCCAAAUAUGACACCAUCCCGCCACGCCUAUGACAACGAAGACUAUUCUAGUCGUAAACAUGUCUAUGCACCGAUGUUUUAUGUUAGUGAAUCGCGAGAAAGUAUGGACAAUUCAAGAGAGAAUCAACAAACUCAAUGGGAUGCACCUGACACUCGGUCACCUUUCUGGGAAGAUCGAAAUUCCAGAAACAGUUCCUUAAAAAGGGAUACCGAUUAUAGAGAAACUAGAAAAGACAUUGAUUAUAGAGAUCAAAAUGUGUAUUCCAUGCAAAGAGAUGUUGAUUAUAGAAGAAGUCACUCCGUGCAGAGAGAUAUUGACUAUAGAGAUAUUGACUAUAGAGAUAUUGAUUAUAGAGAUAUCCGGAAAAAUUCUAUACACAAUAAACAUAGUUUUGAAAGAGAUUCUGAUCGGACACAAUGUCCUCCUACACCCAGCCAUUCAUUCGGAAGACGAGAAUGCCCACCAACCCCAACACCAUCAUUUGGAAGAAUCGAUAGACCAAUGACACCUAUUCAUCCUUUUGGUAGAUCAGAUUGUCCAUUAACUCCUAGUCAUCCCUUCGGUAGGAAUGAUUCACUUCUUCCUACACCUAAUUUUGGUAGAUCUGAAUAUAAUCAACAUGCAUCAAGGUCACAAGAUCCAAGAUUAAAUAGGAUUUCUGAUUAUGACAGUUAUCAGUAUGGAGAUGAUGACAGAGAACGUGCGUAUUUUUAUGAACGACAAUUCAACUCUGGCCAGUAUCAUUCUGAUACUCAUUUAUUUAGGAAGUACAAUCGCGAACGCAGUAUAGGGAGAAACGAGAGAAACAUUUCUGAUUAUAGAGAACAAGUGCCUCGCCGAGAAGCUAGUCUUAGCCGUUCAUUCAAUCGGGAAGAGAGGGAUUAUGGACGUUCAUUUAAUAGAGAAAAUGAAAGUGAUCGUUAUUUGAGAAAUCACAGCAAACGUGGAAGGGGUUAUGACUGUAGAAAUCAUAAUGAUUCUACAAACUAUGAUGAAGGCCAACGUCGUGGUCGUGAAAGAAGCAUUGGGAGGACGCAAGAGAGAGUCUCAAACCUAAUGAAAGAGGUUAAACCUUCAAAAUUGGAAAAAGAAAAUAUGUUACGCGUAAAUUCUCACGGUGGACCCUCCUUUACUAUUGACACAAGCGUUAAUAGUUCAUUCCAAGAAAUGAAUACUAGAGCAAAAUCAAAUUUCAAUUUUGACGCUCGUCGACAACGCGCCUCUAGCGUUGGUCGUACUUUGCUCCCCAAAAGCAAGACUUCAACCCAUGAAACAAAAUAUAAAUUUCAUGAUACCGAGAAUAAAAUCAGAAAUGCUAAUAACUUUCGACGUGCUUGUAGUGUCGGACGAGAUUUUGACAGUAACAAAAAGCUUAAUUUUAAGGAUACUAAAGCUGAUCUAAGGUCUUUUAAAUUUAAAUCGGAUUUUAGAUUUGCUAAAGAUAGCACUAAACAUGAAGUUAGUCGGGUAUCAGCCGAAAUUCCUAAAAAUGAUAACUCUCGUAGUAGACAAAUAGCUCCCGAGAUCCAUGACAAGUCCAAUUCAAAGUACUCACCCAGAAAAAACAAUAGAGAUCCAAGGAUGCGUCGGGACAAUUCACGUGAUAGUAAAGAUAGGUGCAGCUCACUAGAUUCAAAAGGUUACGGUAUUGUCUAUUCUAAUGAUAAUAUUUCGAAAGGAACAAUUUUAGGGUCUGGCUACGGCGUUAAGAAUUAUAAGAUUCCAAAAAUUAAACGUCCGCAAGAGUUUAUAGAAAUAAGAAAAGAUGAUGAUGAUGAUAAGAAUGUGUCUUGCUCCAAAAAUGAAUUUUUAGAUUCUGAAGAAAAUGAAAAGCACAUUAAAUCACAAGCUGAAAUAAAAGAACAAAAAUUUGAAAAUAGUUCAGAUGGAAAAAAUAUUACUGCGUCCCGAAACGUUAAAUCAAAAGAUAUUCAGAACCAAAAUAAUAAUGUUCAAGAAAAAAUUAUAAAUGACAACUGUAAACAGCAAGAAGCCAAAGAAGAGUUCGAUGAAACUGAAACUAAUGUAAAUGAAACCAGUUGCAGUAAGAAAAAGAUGACUGUGAAUCGUAAACAGAAGAAUGCACAAAUUAUAAAAAUCAAUGAUGUAAAAGAGUUAUUGAAUAAUGAUAACACAAAAAAACAGGAUGAAUCUGAAAUGAAUAUUGUUAACACAUCGUCCGAUUCAAUGGAUAAUAUAGAAAGAAGGGUAACAAGAUCCACUCGGAAAAAUAUGCCUGAUGAAUCCAUAUCGUUGGAAUUAACGCCAAUAAAGAGAAAAAGAACAUUGAAAAAACCGAUUCUUAAGUCUGAUUCUGAUUCGGAUGACAAUGAUAAACCAAACAGGGAAGAUGCUGACAAGAUUUCACAAGCUUCCAAUAAGCAGAUCUCCUCAGUUGUAGAUACACGGAAAGUUUUAGAUACUCAUAUUGCAACGGUAGACAUUAAAACUAGUGAAAUGAGUACAGUCUGUGAAAUAACCAAAGAAAAAGCAGAAGUGAAUAACUUAUCAGAAAUAAUAAACUCUGAGAAACAGGAGUCCGAUUCAACUAAUAAAGAAGAAUCAGUUUUAGAAAAAAAUAAAGUUGAUCUUAAGGAUAAACAAAUCGAAGAUGAUUUGGAUUGCUUUAGUCUAAGUGAUCUUGAAAUUUUUCCUGAUAAUAUAACAUCAGAUACGGAUGUUAAAAAUAUAAAUGCUCUUAUAGCUGAUUUGGACCAUGACUUAGAUUCAUCUAAAAACACUGACGCUAGUAGUAGAUUCACAAAUGAAAUAAAUCUUGAAACAAUGUUAGAAAACAUAACAAGUCCAGGAAAAAGUGACAAAAAAGAAACUGAACAUAUUUCAUCACAUGAACAAGAUUUAAUUCAAACGGACAUAUCUUAUAAAGAAAUAGAAAUCGGGCAUAAUAAUGUUGCAAAAAGUAUUGUUGAACCGGCUGACAUCAAGGGAGAUAGCUGUAAUAGUGAAAAAUACGAUAAAUGGCAGAAAAGUGAAAUAAACAAUAAAGUGGAGUCAGAUAGUGCUGUAAUACUAACUCCUAAUAAAAUUAAUUUUCAAGAUAGUGAAACUGGGCCAGAUUUUUUCGAAAAAGAAUGUGAAAUAUCUAAUUCACAAUUUUGUGUACCACUAGUUGAGAUUAAUAAAGUUAAUGUAGAAGACACCUGUAGUAACGAUGCCAUCGUUUCAACUUCAGAAGAUGGUAAAAACUUCAAACCGGAAACUGCAGUAAAAAAACACCCGGAUAAUGAAACAGCUAAUAGUCCGUCUACUCCUGACAGUACAAUUAACAGCAACGUUGAGGAUUUAGAACCAAAAGAUGAUUUGCCUUUUACUCAUGAAUCUGGAUGUGAAAUGAAUUCUGAUAUAACUUCUACACACGUCACUGAUGCACCCAUUAAAGAUUCUUUAGAGGUAAUUUCUUCUGAUGUUGAGAAAUCAAAGAAAGUCAAUAAGUUAUUGUCUAUUUUAAAAGAUAAAACUAUAUGGAAAGAAGUACUGUCUCAAUUGGAUAAUCAGUCGAGUGAAGAAAAUAAAAAAAUAAAAAAUAAAAUAGAAAAAAUAAGUGAAAUUAUAUCUGACGAUGAAUCUACGCUUGAAAAUAAUCUUGUGGUAAAACCAAAUGACUUGAAAAGCAAUGACCAAAAUAUUGACGAUCAUUCCAACAAAAAUAUCACUGGGGCUCAGGAAGAACUUAAUAAAGUUGAUUUCGAUGCUAAAAUUCAAGAUUUACAAGAAAAUAAAGAUUGUUCUAAUAAAAAUAUCUCUGAGGUGCCGUAUGAUCUUAAUAAAGUUGACGUCGAUUCAAAAAUUCAAGAUACACAAAAAAAUAAAGAGGUGGAAAAUAGUUGUGAAACGUUAAGCGCACAGAAAGAAGAAAAUAAAGAUACUGAAAAAAGUUGCUCGGUAGAAAAUAAUCGAUCUGAUAAAAAUGUCUCUGAGGUGCAAAAAGAGCUUGAUAAAGUUGACUUCGAUUCAAAAAUUCAAGAUAUACAAAAUAAUAAAGAGAUGAAAAGUAGUUUUGGAACAUUAUACGCACAGAACGAAGAAAAAAAAGGUACUGAAAAAAGUUGUUUGGUAGAAAAUACUAGUGCUACAAGCGAAGCUAUAAGUGACAGCAAUAUUAUACAAAACACUUCUGAAGGAAGUGUCAGUGCUAUAAACAAAGUUAUAAGUAAUAAUUGCAAAAUAAUUGAUUUAGAUAAUAAGGAGAAAAUACCUAGUGAUUCAAAUAAUAGCUCUCUCUUGGAAGAAAAUAUAACACAAAAAGAUAUGAAAGAAAUCGAUGAAACUAAAAUUAAUGAACUUGCUAACUGUGAUGACGUCGACAGAAAUCUGCAAAACGAAAAAUUAGAAAAUGAGAAACCCACUAUAACAAAGAAAAAAAGAAGAAGAGGUAAAAAGCGGAUCAAGAAGAGAAAGCCAAAACCUACUGAAGAAAAACGCGUAACGCGUUCGGAUACAAUCAGUUUACAACCAAUGGCAUUAUUAGAUAAACCAGUUACAAAAAAACCCUCUAGAGAACUACAAAAGUUGCAGGAAGACAUUAGAGAAAUGUUUAUAAAAGAAGAUAUUUUGAGCACUACAGGUAUACGUAUGUGUCGUAUAGCUAAAUUAGUUGAUGAAAAAAAAUCUACAGAAGAUGUUUUGCCCAAUGAAAACACCGAGCCAUUAAUUGUUCUUGAAAAGUGUAGCGAUUUUAAUGCGUCCGAAAAAUUACCCGAUUUAGAAAAAAUACGAAAGAAAAAAAUAACGAAAACGAAAAACAAAGAUCUUGUCGCUAGUAAUUUACAUAAUGAAGCACUAAAUACGAAUUCGCCCAAGACUGGAACUGCUUUAGUAGUUGAUUAUAAAUGUAAAGCAAAGGAGAAAAAACAUAGUAGUUCAGAUCCGUAUAACUUCGAAACUGAUUCUGUAAGUGAAUUGAAUAAUGCUAGUGAUAAAAAUGACAGUAGCUCGGAAUCUGAAAGUGAUUCAGUAGAUUCAACUAAAAGCUCAACUGAAAGCGCGGAAAUAACAGAAAUGAAAAAAAAAGUAAAGCGCAGGCGAGGCAGACUGUGGCAAUCGGGAGUUAUUAAGCCGAAGAAUAAGAAAAAGAAAUUAGACCAGAAACCAGUUCCUACCACUACAGAAACUAUUUCAACUGAUGAUAUUCCUGAAUCAGAAACACGCAAAGUACCCGAUUUCACUUGUUUCACAGAUAAAACCUACUGUUUUAGAAAACAUGUUUUGACUUAUAACUGCCGAAUUUGUUUAUAUUCUGGUACUGAUAUAGUUCAUCAUUACAAAAAAGAACAUCCUCACACAGAAGUUCCAUUAUCUCGACUGAGUUCUGCUGUGGCAAAGGAAGCGAUAAAAGAGUCUGAAGAUAUAAACUUUCAAGGAAUUAGUAAAAUAUCAUCAAAAAAAUAUGUCUGCCGGUUCUGUUCUAAAGAAUUUAGUAGAAAAAAGCGGCUUUUGGAAGCAUUUUUCUGGCACAUUGUAAGUAUGCAUACUGGUGAAUACAAACAGACAUGCCCAAAGUGCGUCGACACGCAAAUCUGCCCAUUGGAUAUAGAUAUUCCACCGCCACCAAAAGAUGCCAAUGGACAACUUUUAGGGUACAUUUGCGAAAAAUGUAAUUACACUCAAAUAUCUUUAGAAAAUUUAAAAACUCAUGUUAUAGUCUGGCAUAACGAUGAACAAACUGCGGUGUACGCAAUCAAUUUGGCGAGUUUAUCGAAAAGUGCUAUCAAUAAUCUUCUAAACCGUAGUGAAGGCGUUGAAUCAGAAAAGCCGCGAUUAUUAAGAAGUUCCCGAUCAAAUCAAAGCAUGGCUGAAGUCAGUGAUGAUGAAAGUGAUAGUACCGAUGAAUCUAGUAAACCAUUAAAAAAGAAACCCGGCCGUAAAAUAAAUGAACCCGUGGUUGAAAUGAUGAAUAAACCUAGUCACAUUCAGUCAAAAAUUACAUUUGAGAGUGAUAUUACAGAUGAAAUUUCAAAUUAUGACACUAGUGAGGCCACCGUUAAAAUCGAGUCGGACACAAAUGAUAUACAGGAUAGCCAAUUUGAUGAGUCUCAUUCGGAAACGGAAAAACAGACAGAUGAGUUGGAGAAUAUAGAAACUGAGAAGCAUAAUGAAAAAACUGUCUCGCAGGAUAUCUUCGAUUAUUCUCAUUUCAAAGUUAAAAUAACCGGGUCUGGAUCCAAAGAAUAUGUGUGUUGUAUCAAUGGUAAUGACAACCAUUACAAGACUUCUCUUUUGAUAUCAAUGAAAAAACAUGUGCAGUUGAAGCAUUCAGAGAAAUGGGAUGGAUAUUGUUGUCUGUGUAAAGCUAUAGUUACCCCUCAAGGAGAACAUAAGUUUAAAGAUUGCUUGCAACAUUUUCUGGAUAAACACAUGGAUAAUUUCCCUAUCUUAGAAGAAAUACCAGUCACACAAGAAGAAAUACCAGAAAAUGACGAACCUGUUCCUGGCGACGAAGUCCUCGAGGCGGUUACAACAAAUAAACCAAAAAUUAAUGUUCGGCCUCUGUCUGAACUCAUAUCUGAGCCAAGAGAACCCCAACAAAAAGAAGGUGAAGGUCCUGCUUUGGCAGUCAUAGAAAGCGUGAUGAGCCUCGGCCGAGUAGAACAGCCACGGCCCAGUCCGUCAUAUCCAACUCCUGUUACAGCAAUUGUUGAAACCUUGAAACAAUACAAAUAUGAAGAAUUUCAAGCUGAUAUUAUGUCCAGGAAGCACCUCGUUGUUUUAGAAGCGAUGAUGUCUCCCACAAAAUUGGUACAAGUGUUCAAAUGUGCCGGUCGCUUUUGUUCCUUUACAACGGAUAGUGCCGAGGAUGCACUUUUGCACGCUUCCACGCAUAUGAAAGUCGGCGGAAUCGAUUCCCUGAAUUGUGUUUAUUGCGAUUAUGAUUCGAGUGGUAAUGCGAUUGAUCUGAUAACACACGUGUUCAAGCACCACGGUUGCUGCCCCUACGUGUGCGGGAUGUGCUUCUACCGCGCGGCUGCCAGUCAGUUAGUUUACGCACAUAUAAAGAGAGUGCACGAUAAGGCUACCGAUGUUAACGUCUUAAAGACGACGUUUCAAACUCCCCCUCUCCAGGAAGACAGCAUACUGACACGAGAAGCUGCUGUGGCGUAUUAUCUUUGUUGCGAUCAAAAUCCAACAGACGGUCAAUGCAAAUACCGGACAUAUACAUCCGGGAAAUUCUGCGACCAUUUACAGGCGCGACAUCCUGCUUCCACCGAAUUCUUGUGUUUUAUAUGUUCAACUUCAGCACCAACGCCUGUUGACUUGGUCAGCCAUUUAAAAAUUCAUGGCUUAAAGCUAUACCAAUGCCCAUGGUGUGUUUUUGGGGCUGAAGAUGAAAUGGAGUUACUGGAACACGCCUCGGCUCGACAUCCUACACGACCACCUAAGGCAUACUUGCGGAUCAUCACUAAUAAGGAAGGCACGACCGAACUCAGAGUUUUGCCUUUGGCUCAUUUGAAUAAAUACAUCGUACCGGCUGUAGAAAUUGGGCCGAACACCCAAAAAGAUUUCCCUGUUCGGGAAGCGGAGAGGUCGAUAGAGCUAGAAAAACUAAUUGGACAAAUGAUACAAUCUGUGGCGAUGAGCACUGAAACAAGUGUCAGUGAAAGGGAAUCGACAAUUCAGCUCGAAGAGUCUCCACAGCCGGAUGUGUCUCUGAUAGAAAAUAUGAAUGUUUUACAGAACACAGAAACACUAUUACCAAGAGUGACCACUCCGGUGCUCCCUGAAAGUCGACUGACGACGAUCGAUCAGCCUGAGCAGUCUACCCCAAUUCUUAAAUCUGAAACACCCCAGAUAGCCCCAGAAAAGAUACCCCAACUUGAACCUGAAAUAGUUUGUUUAGAUAGUGACGACGAAACUCCCCCUUCAGUGGCAGCAAGCUUACCGGAUGUGCCACCCACUCAGACUUCGCCACUUCCGACUCCAGUUGAAAAUGAAAUGAAGAAAGUGGAUUUGACCCAAUUAUUUGUUUGCGCCAAAUGCAACAUGAUAAUUAAAUGUGCCUCUGGUUUCGUAAAGCACAUUAACGCUUGUUUUUCCAAAACGGCGAACCUCAUCCCUUGCGCCCACUGUCCAACGCAGUUACCACGGAAAAGUGUCGUUACACAUUAUAAUUCCCAUUGCGAUAAAACUAAGCAAACGCCACGGUACUACUGUUACAAAUGUUCCGUAGGAUUCAAUAAUAUCUCCACGGCCAAGGUGCAUCAGGAAUCUAAACACCGUAUGGCUACGUCUAGCACAUCAUUGCCGGCAUACAUCAAAGAAGUGGCCCCCGGUCCGAAAAGUAAACGAAAACGGAGUAUACAAAAAGACAAAGCCGCCGAACCACCUGCGAAAGUGACUAGAUUCGGACCGCAAGAUAUCGACAAGCUUCCGAUUAACCCUAUUUUGGACGAUUUCGUCGUUUGUUCCCUGUGUGGAUUUAAUACGAAAGUGCGACUCAAUAUGGUGAGGCAUCUGCAGCUGCACGCGCAGCAGCAGCCCGUGCCGCAGACCGCGCCCGUCAACCCCGUGCCGCACCUGGAGACCAACGAGAUGCACUUCGACAAGAUGCUCAACCUCGCCUCGAGUUCCAUCGGGCCGCGGCUCGCCGACAAGACCAGCAAGACCGAUGCCAACGCGCCCGCCGCGCCCACCGUGGCGCCGGACACCAUAUCGCGCUACCCGAAGUUCGUGUCCGACAAACAGCGCCUCACGUGCGGUGCCAAGGGCUGCUCGUACAUAUCCGUCGACGAGACGAUGAUGAAGUGCCACUGGGAAACGCUGCACAGCGGCACGAACGAUUUCCACUGCGUCCAUUGCCCCCCAUACCAGCAAAUAGACAAAUCCAAUCCCGUGACCGCCAUGAGAAUCAUAACUCAUCUAAAAAUGCACGACGAGAAGCUGUAUGCUUGUUCGUUGUGUUCGUACUAUCAUCAUCGGCGGCAGAUUCUAGAGAGACAUUUGGCUAACGUGCAUAAGGGAGGGCAAGUGUUAGUCGUUAGGGAAGGCAAAGGGGGGGACACUAAUGCACCGACCGCGGCGAAUGCUAGCUUAUUAAAAACUUCGGCACCCACGAUGGAUUUGAAGCCGUGGCAAUGCGGUCUGUGUCAAUUGAAGAGUUUACUUCGUCAAGAUGUAGUAGACCAUUGUGCUAAAGCACAUAAUUCGAAGAUGCAAUACAAGUGCGCGUAUUGUGCCUUCAGAACUUCUAACCCCGAGAACAUAAUUAAACAUCAAGCUAAGUCCCAUGUCGGCAAGCCAGAAGAGAUUUUCUAUUUCUACUACCGGGAAGGCUCCGUACCGGAUGAGCCCGACGGAACUACUCGAUGGCAAAAACAAUCUAAGAACGCACUUCCGUCAGAGCCAAAGGUUAAAUCCGAAGAUCCCAGUGAAAUACCGCCCCCUUCAGCACCGAAGUCACACAGUCUUCUACGAAAACUCGCGACAGCUGUAGAUCUUAAUCUGGUUAAAAAAGAGGUUGAUCCAGCCCAAGAGACGAUAGAAGAUUUAUGCAAGGAAUUCGGAGCAUUUUGUGAGCCAAAUGGACUUAAAUACAAGUGUUCACUGUGUAGUCAUGUAAUGGAAGACAGUUUAGAGGCUAUGCAAUCACAUCUUUACGAGGAACUGAAAUACAGAAAGUGGGGUUGCAGUAUAUGUUCCUACAAAGCAUUCCAUAAGGAAGGCUUGAGUGAGCACAUGCAAACAGAACAUAGGCAAAAUCGAGAUCCGAUUGCAUUGCCUGUUGACAGUCGAGUAGAAACUUGGGUAGCUAAGUUAUUAGAACACCAAACGACUUUAAUAGACAAAUAUAAAGAAAACUUAGCCAAGCAGAAAGCGGAGAUCUUAAGAACUAAUCCUGGACCUUCCACGUCGAAGCCUCAACACGAACAAGUUAAAGAAAGCUCAAAUACUGUAGGUGCCACCAAUAAGCCAGAUGACGCAGAACUGGAGAAGAUUUUUGGGCACUUUGGUGCAUCCUCAAACUUGUCAUUCUGCUGUCCUAAGUGCAGUUCUUCCUUCAAAGAAGAAGAUCUCAUGCACACCCAUUUGGAGAGCGAACUUAAUAAAAUAAGGUGGUUUUGCAGCAACUGUGCGACGAAAUUCCAAACGUAUCACGAAGCGCAGUUCCACAGCAGGAGUGUUCACAGCGGACAAGGCGCCCGACCCGUCGAGGCUACCAGAGAUCCCACAGUCCGAGCAGCUUGGAUAGACGCUGUUAUUCGAACGCAGAAACAGAGCAUGGACAUUGUUCCCGUUCAAACAAAUACAGAGAAAACUUUCAAUCAAAUAGAAGACUUGUCUGAUCCAGCGGAAAACUCAUUACUAGUCGUCCGUUACGAGAAGACAAUACCGACACCCGAAGAAGAGAUGGCACGCAGAACACCAGCUUCCACCGUAGACAGUGACGACGAGAAGCUAGUAAUCGAUGAACCACUGGAAAGCAGAAAAUCUAAAUGUGUACAAAAGUGCCCUUACUGCACCUACGCCACCGGUUACGAGAAAAUGAUGCGCGAUCACUUGCUGCGACACUACGGCUUGAAACAGUUCAAUUGCCCGUAUUGUGACUUAAAUGGGACCCGUAGAACUAUAGAAAAACACCAGAAACUGUACCACUCAACGAGGCCAUUAAACUUAGUGCCUGCAACCAUCCCGAGUGAGUCGCCCCGCGAAUAUAACAAAAAGUUUUCCAAUCCCUCCAAUGAUGCUACUCCAGUCAAAGUCGUGUGCUUAGUUUGCCGAAAUGUUUUCACAGAAGCCGACGCACUGAACCAUAUACAUGAUAAAAUUCUAACUACGUUCGGCAAAAAGGGUGAAGUUGUAGUACAGUGUUGUAUGUGCAGCACGCUUCAUAAAGACGACAACGCUUAUUUGAGACACCAUAAAUCGAUUCACCCAGAGCUCGGAAUCAAUUACGUGUACACUAAAUUGAACACAGUGUUUGCUGAAUCCAAAGAGAUGCUUUACGCUUGCGAAAGUUGCCCUCAAAAAUUCUCGCAAUUGAAAGAUAUGAAAGCUCACGCCGACGCGAACCACCAAUCAGAGUUGAAAUACAAGUUAGUUCCUAAACACCCGAUCAUAAAUUUGGACGAUUACGAAGAAGGGCAGGAUUCGUCGAAACGCAAAAGCGACGACGAUUCAAUUUUACCGCCUUGUAAAAGAACUGCGAGAAAAUCCACGACCAAAUUGCCUCACACUAGAAUCGCGCGGAAAUCUACGACGAAACUACCUUUUAAUGUGCGUUGUGAAACCGAAGAGUUCUCGUACUAUGGAGCGAAGCCUUCGACUGAGGGGUUAGACAGGGUGGUUACUAUGAUGCCGUUCUGUAACAAAUUAGUGGCGUUCACGUACAGCAGUUUGAAAGAUAUGAUAAACAUUGAUCCUGCUGUGGUGGUCGACAAGAUAAAUAACCCCCUAUAGGUUCCUCAAGUGAAAUAAGAUUGGGUUGUUUAAUUUUGAAUGUGUAGGUCUUCCAUAAUCUGAUUACGGUCGGA
This is a messenger RNA of Maniola jurtina (meadow brown), 14672 nucleotides long. RefSeq lists its product as uncharacterized. Gene Ontology annotation, molecular function: chromatin insulator sequence binding. Gene Ontology annotation, biological process: regulation of transcription by RNA polymerase II. The record is from RefSeq and is a predicted model, not a curated record. NCBI's taxonomy places the organism in Eukaryota, Metazoa, Arthropoda, Insecta, Lepidoptera, Nymphalidae. The transcript has 9 exons. Gene Ontology annotation, cellular component: chromosome. The coding region runs from base 463 to 14598 and encodes 4711 amino acids.